Molecule: messenger RNA, 291 nt
Organism: Racocetra persica
Lineage: Eukaryota; Fungi; Glomeromycota; Glomeromycetes; Diversisporales; Gigasporaceae
Source: the annotation of a GenBank genome assembly
AUGCCUGUUAGUAAUAAGAAUGAUGUUGAAGCAUCUGAUAAGACUUUUAAUAAAAAAACAAAGGUCGAUGAUACCCGUGUGGUAGUAAUAUCAGAAGUUAGAUUUGAAUUACGUGAUAAGAUUUUCACAGUGACAACAGAUAAUGAUAAGAACAUGCAAAAGGUUGUUAGGGAUUUAAAACAAACAAUCGAAAACAUAUCAUGGCAACCGUGCGCAGCACAUACCAUUCAACUAGUAAUCGGAGAAGUAUUGGAACCUAUCAAUAUUCUGGCUGGCCGUGCCAAACGUUAA